CCACGGCAAAGCGACGCUACGUAACAAUCCAACAAAAUCAAAACCACAAAUUCUCGCUCCAAUCCGAAGCAAGACAAAAGGAUCAUGACGUCGCAGCCCAGGACACGAAGAUUAGGUUAUGGCCAACAAGCCCCCGACUCAAACCCGAGUUAUGCUCGGUAUGCCUGACUCACCCAGGAGCAGACACGGCAUCCCGGCUUUACCCGAUAAUGCUACGGCGACAACCCGCCAGGGUUCAUCCCCCUAUGUCAGCGUCAGUGCAACACGAAAGCAUCCCUGCGCAAAUCCUUUCAGUCCGACUCUUUUCAAAUAGGAGGCUAA
Messenger RNA from Aspergillus uvarum CBS 121591, 321 nucleotides. RefSeq lists its product as uncharacterized. Lineage: Eukaryota; Fungi; Ascomycota; Eurotiomycetes; Eurotiales; Aspergillaceae. The record is from RefSeq and is a predicted model, not a curated record. The transcript has a single exon. Bases 119 to 313 code for a protein of 64 amino acids.